Molecule: messenger RNA, 1054 nt
Organism: Pleuronectes platessa (European plaice)
Lineage: Eukaryota; Metazoa; Chordata; Actinopteri; Pleuronectiformes; Pleuronectidae
Gene: tnnt2a
Product: troponin T type 2a (cardiac)
Exons: 14
Coding region: 1-861 (286 amino acids)
Biological process (GO): cardiac muscle contraction; sarcomere organization; regulation of muscle contraction
Cellular component (GO): troponin complex
Molecular function (GO): tropomyosin binding; troponin C binding; troponin I binding
Source: RefSeq, a predicted model, not a curated record
AUGUCGGACACCGAGGAGCUGGUGGAGGAGUUCGAGGAGGAGGUGGAAGAAGAGGAGGCGGCUGAAGUCUCUCGUCCAGAGCCUACGCAGGAAGAAGACAAACCUGCUGCAGAGGAGGAGGAGGAAGGGGAGGAGGAGGAGGAGGAGGCUGCUGAAGAGCAAGAUGAGGACGGGGAAGCGGAAGAAGGAGAAGAAGAAACCAAACCGAAAUUCAAGCCUUUUAUGAUGCCGAACCUCAUCCCCCCUAAGAUCCCAGAUGGGGAGAAAGUGGAUUUUGACGACAUACAUCGUAAAAGGAUGGAGAAGGACCUGAUGGAGCUUCAAACUUUGAUCGUGGUUCACUUUGAGAGCAGGAAGAAGGAGGAAGAUGAGAUCGUUAAUCUCAAGGACAGGAUUGAGAAGCGCCGCUCUGAGCGAGCAGAGCAGCAUAGAAUCCGCAGCGAGCGAGAGAAAGAGCGACAGAAGCGUCUUGAGGAUGAGAGAACUCGUAAAGAGGAGGAGGAGGCCAAGAGGAGAGCAGAUGACGAUGCCAAGAAGAAGAAAACCCUGACCAGCCUCCACUUUGGAGGCUACAUGCAGAAGUUGUCAGAGAAACGGAGCGGCAAGAGGCAAACCGAGAGAGAGAAGAAGAAGAAGAUCCUGAGUGACAGACGCAAAUCUCUGGACAUCGAGAACCGCAGCCAGGAUAAGCUCAAGGAAAAGGUCCAGGAGCUGUGGGACUGGAUGUAUCAGCUGGAGGGAGAGAAGUUCGACCUGCAGUAUCAGUUGGGCCGUCAGAAAUAUGAGAUUAACGUGCUGAGGAACCGUGUCAGCGAUCAUCAGAAACUAUCUAAAAGGACUAAGAGAGGACUCAGGAAAUAAAUGCUGACUUGAGGAGUGAAUCCAGGAGCCCUGUUAUCACACCACCUCACAACAAAUCCUGGCUCUCCUGCCACACCCAGUCCCACCUGUCUCCCUAAUAAAACCAGUUCCCAUUAUAGCCACUCCACCCCACUAUUUCCCUCAUCCUUUGAAUUAGAUGUUUAAUGGUGUAAAUAAAACCUCAUUUCAGUGA